Messenger RNA from Thecamonas trahens ATCC 50062, 1779 nucleotides. RefSeq names its product ATP citrate lyase. Gene Ontology annotation, molecular function: ATP citrate synthase activity. Gene Ontology annotation, cellular component: cytosol. Lineage: Eukaryota; Apusomonadida; Apusomonadidae. The record is from RefSeq and is a predicted model, not a curated record. The transcript is spliced from 3 exons. Bases 1 to 1779 code for a protein of 592 amino acids. Gene Ontology annotation, biological process: fatty acid biosynthetic process; tricarboxylic acid cycle; acetyl-CoA biosynthetic process.
AUGGCCGCCACAUCGUCGAAUGCAGUGCCUGCCACGGAUGCGCCCACCUGGACCAAUGACACGCCGCUGUUUUCGCCCACUACCCGGUGCCUGAUCUACAACCCCAAGCCCAACCCCAUUCAGCGCCAGCUUGACUUUGACUACCUUGCCCGUCGGGGUGCUGCUCGUGGUCGGCACAAGGUCUUCUUUGGCUCGCAGGAGAUCUUCCUUGACAUCUUUGGCAACAUCGCUGAUGCUACCGCUGCCCAUCCCGAGGCUGAUGUCAUGCUCAACUUUGCCUCGCAGCGAUCGGCCGCCGCGUCGACCUCGGAGGCCCUCGACUACCCCUCCAUUCGCACCGUCGUCAUUAUUGCCGAGGGCGUGCCCGAGAAGGAGACCCGCAAGCUCAUUGCCAAGUCCAAGCGCCUGAGCAAGUGGAUCAUCGGCCCGGCCACCGUCGGUGGCAUCCAGGCCGGUGCCUUUAAGAUCGGUGACACCGCCGGCACCGUCGACAACAUCCUUGCCUGCAAGCUCUACCGCCCGGGCUCGGUCGGCUUUGUCUCCAAGUCGGGCGGCCUCUCCAACGAGUGCUACAACAUUCUCUCGCGGACGACCAACGGCCUGUUUGAGGGCAUCGCCAUCGGCGGCGACGCCUACCCGGGCUCCAACUUUGCCGACCACAUCCUCCGCUACCAGGCCAUGGACCAGGUCAAGCUCAUUGUCAUGCUCGGCGAGCUCGGCGGUGACGCCGAGUACGACGUCGUCAAGCUCCUCAAGGACGGCACCAUCACCAAGCCCGUCGUCGCCUGGGUCUCUGGCACCUGCGCCACCAUGUUCAAGACCGAGGUCCAGUUUGGCCACGCCGGCGCAAAGUCCGGCUCCGAGGCCGAGUCGGCCCAGGCCAAGAACGCCGCCCUCGCCGAGGCCGGUGCCGUCGUUCCCACCUCGUUUGAGGGCUUUGAGCAGGCCAUCGCCGACACCUACGCCAAGCUUGCUGCCGAUGGCGUCGUCCCGGCCUUUGACCCCAACGAGCCCGAGCCGCACGUCCCGCCCACCAUGCCCGUCGACUACGAGACCUUUGCCGCCGAGGGCCGCGUCCGCCGCGCCACCGGCAUCGUCUCCACCAUCUGCGACGACCGCGGUGAGGAGCCGACCUACGGCGGCGUUGCCAUCUCGGACCUCAUGGCCGCAGAGCGCGGCAUCGGCGAUGCCAUCUCGCUGCUCUGGUUCAAGCGUGACCUCCCGCGCUGGGCCACCCGCUUCAUCGAGCUCGUCCUCGUCCUCUGCGCCGACCACGGCCCGUGCGUCUCGGGCGCCCACAACACCAUCGUCGCCGCCCGUGCCGGCAAGGACCUUGUCUCCUGUGUUGCCUCGGGUCUCCUCACCAUUGGCCCGCGCUUUGGUGGCGCCAUCGAUGGCGCCGCCCAGGUCUUCCUCGACGCCCACGACCGCGGCCUCGAGCCCGAUGAGUUUGUCGCCGACAUGAAGCGCCGCGGCCUCCGCAUCCCGGGAAUCGGCCACCGCAUCAAGUCGGCCGACAACAUGGACCAGCGUGUCAAGGCCCGCAACCUCGUCCUCAACGUCGACGGCGCUGUUGCAAACGCCUUCCUCGACCUGUGGGCCUCGAGCUCGUCCUUUGGCCGCGAAGAGAUCAAGGAGAUGACCCAGAUCGGCUACCUUAACGGCCUCUUUGUUGUCGCCCGCUCCAUCGGCCUUGUCGGCCACUCGCUCGACCAGAUGCGCCUCAAGCAGCCGCUCUACCGCCACCCGUGGGACGACACCGCCUACUACUGCGAGUAA